CACGAGUUUAUAGUGGCGACGAUAAAUUGAGAUAAUGAUGUAAGAUGUGAUGCAUUGCAGACAUUGAUAUGCGAUAUUAUCUAUCUCGUGUGUGUGUGUGGGAAGGAGGCAUAGAAGAUGGAUCUGAUUCUGCGAUUAUUUAAGUGACACCAACUCUCAUCACUUUUGGGAAAUUUGUUUUCACAAAGAAACUCUCCUUAGCUUCUUCUCACUAAUUUCCUUUAUAUAUUCUUACUAUUCUAUUCUCUCUGUCCCUCUCCCACCUUUCAUUAUUAUUAAUUUCAGUUUUCCUAUUAUGGAAAUUCAACACCAACAAGAACCCAUGAACAUGAACAUGAACAUGAAGUCUAGGUUCAGACGAAUCUGUGUCUUCUGUGGCACCAGCCCUGGGAAGAACCCCAGUUACCAAGUUGCUGCUAUUCAACUAGGCAAACAGCUUGUGGAGAGGAAGAUUGACUUGGUUUAUGGAGGAGGGAGCAUUGGGUUGAUGGGGUUAAUCUCACAAGUGGUGUUUGAUGGUGGACGCCACGUGUUAGGGGUCAUUCCCACUACUCUUAUGCCAAGAGAGAUCACGGGAGAAACUGUAGGAGAAGUGAGACCAGUGUCCAGCAUGCACCAACGCAAGGCAGAAAUGGCUCAAAAAGCCGAUGCAUUUAUUGCGCUGCCAGGUGGAUAUGGCACCCUGGAAGAACUACUAGAAGUGAUUACCUGGGCUCAACUAGGAAUCCACGAUAAACCCCAGGUGGGGUUGUUGAACGUGGAUGGGUACUACAACUCGUUGCUGUCAUUCAUGGACAACGCUGUUCACGAAGGUUUCAUUACACCCGCUGCCCGUCACAUUAUUGUCUCUGCCCAAACUGCCCAAGACCUCAUGUCCAAGCUUGAGGAAUACGUCCCCAAGCAUUGUGGGGUGGCACCAAAGCAAAGUUGGGAGAUGGACCAACAGCUAUAAACAUUGCAAAAUCACACAUUUCUCGUUAACCAACUCCAAUCUACAUAUGUUUACAAAAUACCUUUCUCAAUAUACAAACCCUUUUGGCUACCAUUCUGUAUUUUCUUAAUUACCAACUAAUUGCGGGUCACAACCUCAUUUGUAUCAUCAAAGACUUAACACUAGAAAAUUUCCAUCCAUUAUUAAUUGUCUUUGUUA
Molecule: messenger RNA, 1150 nt
Organism: Cajanus cajan (pigeon pea)
Lineage: Eukaryota; Viridiplantae; Streptophyta; Magnoliopsida; Fabales; Fabaceae
Source: RefSeq, a predicted model, not a curated record